Molecule: messenger RNA, 927 nt
Organism: Lachancea sp. 'fantastica'
Lineage: Eukaryota; Fungi; Ascomycota; Saccharomycetes; Saccharomycetales; Saccharomycetaceae
Source: the annotation of a GenBank genome assembly
AUGUCGGAAAAAUCGUCGAUUUUCAACUCUCCCAAACUAUACUCUUUCGAUUACUUCGCUGCCUGUACAAUUGGCGGUUUGAUCGCCUGCGGACCUACGCAUGCUUCCGUAACACCAUUGGACUUGGUCAAGUGUAGAAGACAGGUUGAUGCAUCGUUGUACAAGUCAAAUAUAGACGGAUGGCGCCAGAUUGUGAGAAACGAGGGCGGUCUCUCAAAAGUAUUCACGGGUUUCGGUGCUACAUUCAUCGGUUACUCGUUUCAAGGUGCUCUCAAAUACGGUGGAUACGAAUAUUUCAAGCACCAGUAUUCACAAUUGGUUUCCCCAGAAACGGCCCACAAUUACAGAACGGGGAUCUUUUUAGCAGCUUCUGCAUCCGCUGAAUUCGUGGCAGACAUUUUCUUGUGUCCCUGGGAAGCCAUCAAAGUGCGCCAACAAACGGCUCUGCCCCCACCGUUUGCUCGCAAUGUGUUCGAUGCGUAUUCCAAGAUGGUCAAGGCCGAAGGAUUUGCUAGUCUUUACAAAGGUAUCACUCCAUUGUGGUGCCGUCAAAUCCCUUACACGAUGUGCAAAUUCACGUCGUUCGAACGUAUUGUUGAGUCGAUCUAUGCCAGAUUGCCCAAACCCAAGAGCGAAAUGUCCAGUUUGGCUCAGAUCGGUGUGUCGUUUACCGGUGGUUAUCUGGCGGGUAUCUUGUGUGCCGUGGUGUCACACCCAGCCGAUGUGAUGGUGUCCAAGAUCAACAACGAGCGUCAAAAGGGCGAGUCCAUGGGCCACGCCAUGUCUCGUAUUUACGGCAAGAUCGGAUUUCCAGGUCUAUGGAACGGCCUUGCAGUCCGUAUUUUGAUGAUCGGUACUUUGACUAGUUUCCAAUGGUUGAUCUACGACUCGUUCAAAGCUGCCGUUGGCCUGCCCACCACUGGUUAA